Messenger RNA from Anolis carolinensis (green anole), 3557 nucleotides. It is a transcript of the gene mfap4, whose product is annotated as microfibril associated protein 4. The transcript is spliced from 6 exons. Gene Ontology annotation, biological process: elastic fiber assembly. Lineage: Eukaryota; Metazoa; Chordata; Lepidosauria; Squamata; Anolidae. The record is from RefSeq and is a predicted model, not a curated record. The coding region runs from base 426 to 1205 and encodes 259 amino acids.
UCUUGCACGUCUGUGCAAGAGUGAACAAUAAUAAGCUCCUGCCAAGAGACCUGGAAACCAUCUAAGCUUUUGGCUCAUUCAGAACUUCCCUCCCCUCUCCCCAGCUUUCAUUUCCUGACCCAUUGGCGUUUGAAGGAAAAAAAAACCCUAUACACACAACUUCCAGCCCCUUCCUAUUCCAUGGCUGCAUUGUUCUCGGCUAUCAAAACAGGCUUUACAAAUAGUUUCUGAUUCCUGGCCUUGGGGGUGCUGGUGGAUAGGUGGUGGGAGUGGGAGGACUAAAUAGACACAACCUGCAGCUGCUGUAGGCCAAGUGCAGUGAGGGAGAAGGAGGGUGAGGUGGGAGAAAAAUCUAUUCCAGCAAAAUCUGUCCGGACUUAUAAACUGGAGGAAGCAGAUCUGCAAAGGAGAAACCACAGGGCAACAUGAAGAUCUUUCUGUUCCAGCUAGCCUCACUGCUCCUGCUUCUUCUUGUCCAGACACCCACUUCACAAGGACAAGCCAUCAAUGACCAAGCUCAGCAGCAACACUGUGGAGAAGAUUCUGUCCCACUGGACUGUGAAGACAUUUAUGACCAAGGUUCAGAAACAGAUGGAGUGUACCUCAUUUACCCUGCAGGCCCCAACACCCCAGUGCCUGUGUAUUGUGAUAUGACCACUGACGAUGGAAAAUGGACGGUUUUCCAGAAACGCUUCAAUGGUUCGGUGAGUUUCUUUCGGGGCUGGAGUGACUACAAAUUGGGCUUUGGCAGAGCAGAUAGCGAAUACUGGCUGGGGCUGCAAAACAUCCACCAUCUGACCCUCAAGCAGAAGUAUGAAUUACGUGUGGAUCUGGAGGACUUUGAGAACAACACAGCCUUUGCCAAAUACACUGACUUCUCCAUCUCACCGAAUGCAAUCAGUGCGGAAGAAGAUGGCUACACAUUGCACGUAUCCGGUUUCACUGAUGGAGGGGCAGGAGACUCACUGUCCUACCACAGUGGCCAGAAGUUCUCCACCUUUGACCGUGACCAAGACCUUUACCUGCAGAACUGCGCAGCACUCUCUUCAGGAGCUUGGUGGUUCAAAAGCUGCCAUAUUUCCAAUCUUAAUGGCUUCUACCUUGGUGGAGCCCAUCUCUCCUAUGCUAACGGCAUUAACUGGUACCAAUGGAAGGGGUUUUACUACUCCCUCAAAAAAAGUGAAAUGAAAAUACGUCGUGUUUGAGAACCAAGAUGAUGUGCAGCCUCUUCCCAUUCCCCACAUCGGCAGCAACUGGGAAGAUGAUGUAAGAUGAGCAAAUUGUUAACAUUUUUUAAAAAAAUUGAAAAUAUGUCAUUUAAAUUAAGUUCCAGUUUGUUUAACUCUCCCACAUAUACAUCUUUUUGGAAGUCAGCUGACUACAUCAGCAGGGAGAAAAGUAAAAGGGCGUAUGUGGCAGAAAGGGGAGAUUUCAUUUAGCCAUUGGUGGCAAACAGCUAUUCGUAGAGUAUUCCCCUAGGCUGUGGCUAAACAAAGUACAGCUCUCCAGAUAUUGUUGGACUGGCGCACCCAUAACCUUAGGUGCAACUGCUGUCCACCAUCUGGAGAGAUGAUGUUUGUUCACUUUGCUUUAAAGAGAAAGGUAAGGUGCAUGGAGGCCCAAGUUUGACUCCUUGCUUGACCAUGGAAGCCCAAUGGGUGAUCUUCAAGUCUGAACACACCUUGCCAAGAAAAAAACCCACAAUAAGUUCAUCUAAGGGUUGCCAUGAAUUGGAAACAACUUGGCACACAACAAAGCUAGCAUAACCAAUGAUGAGUUGCAAUCCAAGAAUAUCCGGAGGCCCCCAAUUGUGCUCAUUCAUCCUAGAGGCCAGACAUGAGGAAAGUGAGACCUGCAAGCUGUGUGUAAUCUCCAGCUUUACAUUUUCAAGGCUGAGCCUCAGGGAAUUCAUAUAAAAGUGAACUGAUUCUUAGAUAAUUUCCCACCCCAAAUGCAAGGAAGCUGCUUGCAAAUGUAGCUGUUUUGAUUCCCUAGCCCCAGAACCUAUAGCCACUCCCAAAUGCCACUUUCUGCUCCAAAUCAGCUGAAAAUGGUGAUAGUAAGAACAUAAUAUUACAGUAGAGUCUCACUUAUCCAAGCUAAACGGGCCGGCAGAAGCUUGGAUAAGCGAAUAUCUUGGAUAAUAAGGAGGGAUUAAGGAAAAGCCUAUUAAACAUCAAAUUAGGUUAUUAUUUUACAAAUUAAGCACCAAAACAUCAUGUUUUACAACAAAUUUGACAGAAAAAGCAGUUCAAUAGGCAGUAAUGUUAUGUUGUAAUUACUGUAUUUACAAAUUUAGCACCAAAAUAUCAUGAUAUAUUGAAAACAUUGACUACAAAAAUGGCUUGGAUAAUCCAGAAACGUGGAUAAGCGAGGCUUGGAUAAGUGAGACUCUACUGUACUUGCAAUGUAGUGAGGUAUGCAGUGAGGAGGGAAUGGAUGAUGAAGGCUGAUUCCUGUCAGUUGCCAAUAGCCUGAGAUCUCAAGAGAGCCAACUGAUAUCAUAGGCCCCAUUUUAAACUGCAUUAUAUGGCAGUGUAGAUGGGGACCUAGUCUCCUCCUCCUUUCAGACUGGUGGUUUCUUGUGUCCACAUGCCUUGAAUUCACUUGUUGGCUUGUGGUGACCCUAUGAAUGUCACAUUUGUUGGAGGUCUCCUAUCCAAGCAGUAACCAGAACUGUCCCUUCUUAACUUCCAGAGUCAGAUGGGACUUGGUGCCUUGAGAGUAUUUAGGCCCUAGGUAUCUCUUUCUCAGUGUCAAAGUCAUUCCAUAUGAAAGUGCAGUUCCCUCUUCUUAUAAGUGGGUGGGCUUUUCACUACACAAUCAGCUGGAAGAAAGGGGCACAAAACAGUUCGGUAUUGUAGAUAUCUUAUGCCCUACAACCCAACACUCCCUUGUUUCAGUUGACUAUGUUAUCACAGCAUUGUACUAGUGAAGGAAAAGGCUGCUGAAGGCUGCAUAUAUACAGCCAGGUAAAACAACUUGCUUAUGAGGGUGGGGGGAGGGAGGAAAUGGAAAUGUCAACAGUGGCUACUAGUGAUGGUGGUUGUGAUGGAAGAGAGGUGCCUCAAGGAUCUGGUUGGCAUUAGGGAUAGGAGUGUAAAAGAGAUAAACUGCAGAAUCAGACCAGAAAUACACCUGGACUAAGGCUUCCUGAAUCUGCCAGUAAAUAUGGCCACUGGCUAUUGGAGUCUGGAAGUAGUUUCCCAUAACAGUUUUCCCAAUCUCUGGACAAUAAACCACGCAAGCAUCCAAUGGCUUAGGUUAACCCCCUUCACAAAUGAUUUUAAAUAAUUGCUAAAAGAAACUACUGUUUUCUGAGUGACUUGGACAGAAUGAAUAGAUACGCUAUUCUUCCACUAGCUUAUGAAAAUGGCCAAAUUUACUUGGGGCAAAAUCUGAAUAUUUCCAUUGUGUUUGAGCCCAGGACUGAGGGUAUGUUAAAGGUGAUUAUGGUUCAAAUAGCGAAUGAUAAGAUACCCUGCUGAACAAAAGUAAUGAGUCCUCCUAUUUGUAAUCUUUGGUUUCCACAUUGAAAUAAACAUCCAUUAUCUGAA